ACAAUUGCAACCACUUACAUUUUUGUAAAUGACAGAAGCCCCUUCAUCAUCUGCGUUCCAACUUCCAAGUUCCUACGCAAUGGAAAACAUUUCAGCUAUGAACUCCAUAAGCUCAAAGCCAAGUACACCGUGCCACGUGGUGGCGGUGCCGUCCGCUGGUCGAGGCCACAUCAACCCCAUGAUGAACCUCUGCAAAAUCCUCGCCUCAAAAUCCAACAACAUAGUCAUUACCUUUGUAGUCACCGAGGAGUGGCUCGGCUUCAUCGGCUCAGAUCCUAAACCUGAUAAUAUCCAUUUCUGCUCCAUACCAAACGUUUUGCCAUCGGAGCUGGUUCGGGCUGCUGACCUGUUUGGAUUCGCAGAAGCUGUUUGGACAAAGAUGGAUGCUCCUUUUGAGUGCCUUCUGGAUCAGCUUAACCCUCCGGCUACUCUCAUCAUGGCUGAUACGUUUCUCUUUUGGGCAGUAUCUGCUGGGAACCGGAGGAAUAUUCCGGUGGCCUCGUUUUGGCCUAUGUCAGCUCUGAUGUUUUCGGUAUUUCACCAUUUUCAUCUUUUCCGGGAAAACGGGCACUUCCCAGUAGACCCGUUAGAAAAGAAUCAUCAGCAAGUGGACUACAUCCCUGGGCUUUCUUCGACAAGUCUAUUGGACCUUCCUAUCGCAAAAAUCAAUGAGGAUUCACGGUCUUUGUUUUUCUUGAAGCAGAUGUUGGAUAGUAUUUCAUGGGUGCGUAAAGCAAAUUAUCUCUUGUUUGCUUCAAUUUACGAGCUUGAAACAAAAGCAGUUGAUGCUCUGAAGGCAGAAUUUCCCUUCCCAGUCUACACUGUCGGGCCUGCCAUUCCUUACCUUGAGCUUGGCAACAGUUCCUCUUCAAACCUUAGCGACGAUGAACUUACCUACUUACACUGGCUUGACAGACAACCUAGGAACUCUGUUCUGUAUGUGUCACUAGGAAGUUUUCUUUCAGUUUCAAGUGCCCAAAUGGAUGAAAUUGCUGCUGGCUUGAAUGACAGCGGUGUUCGGUUCUUGUGGGUGGUCCGUUACGAGACUUCCAGGAUGGAGGCGGCUUGCAGUGAUCAGGGGUUUGUGCUGCCUUGGUGUGACCAGCUGAGGGUGCUAUGCCAUCCUUCCGUAGGGGGAUUUUGGAGUCACUGCGGAUGGAAUUCUGUUCGAGAAGGUAUUUUUGCAGGCGUUCCUUUUCUUACCUUUCCUCUGGUUGCAGAUCAGAAGCUGAACAGUAAGCUGAUUGUGGAUGAUUGGAAGAUCGGGUGGAGGGUGGAAAAACAGUUCCUAGCAGAGGAUUUGGUGACAAGAGACGAAAUUUCCAGGCUUGUGCUAAAAUUUAUGGAUUUGAAAAGUGUUGAAGUGACAGAAAUGAGGGACAGAGGUAAAGAGCUUAAACAAAAAUUUCUACAUGCCAUUGACAGAAAGGGAUCAUCUGCAACCAGUAUCGAUUCCUUCAUCAGGAACAUUUCACAAACUCAUGGCCAUUAAUCAGAUAAUCGGUUCUUCAAAUGAAAUAAAACACUUCGUUUUCCAGCCUGAACUUGCAGGCUGCAUCUUGAGAGUCUUUGGCAUAAAUUUCAUGGAUGCUUGUAUCGUGUUUGGACUGUUUCUCUUUUGUCAGUUGUUUGGUACAACAAAUCCUGUCUUGUACAAGAGGGACCAAGUCAAGAUAAGGAGAUUGCAAAGAAGGGAAAUGAACUACUUUUAAAUGA
This is a messenger RNA of Theobroma umbraticum, 1716 nucleotides long. Its product is annotated as UDP-glycosyltransferase 87A1-like. The record is from RefSeq and is a predicted model, not a curated record. Gene Ontology annotation, molecular function: quercetin 7-O-glucosyltransferase activity; quercetin 3-O-glucosyltransferase activity. Lineage: Eukaryota; Viridiplantae; Streptophyta; Magnoliopsida; Malvales; Malvaceae.